UCAACUUACCCUAGUUUUAUUCUGAGAAUUCAGAAAUUUCUCAAAAAUGCUUGUCACAGAGAUUAAGUAUGGUAUAAUCGAAUUCUUAAUAAAAUAUGCAAAGAAGCUCUUCCAAAUCAAACAAAAAAUUAUGAGCAUAUAUGGAGCAGAAGCCUUUGAAGCCAAGUCUCAAUGCAUCAGAGCCAGGAUCGGGGAAUACUUAAUUCCUAAUUUUAAGGGCAUGGACACUUCACAAUGAACAGAGUUUGACGAUAUUAUUAUCAGCUUAUUUGAGAUUACAGAUGAACACAUCUCCUACUAUAAGACUAUAACUAUCAAAGUUCUUGCUAACAUAAUGAUUUUAUCUCUAAUCAUAUUCCUCAUGACUAAAGUUAUAUCUGAAUGGAAGAUCUACAAAAACAACAGAUUCACUCCCCAAGACCCAUUACCACUAAUCACCUCCGAAUCAUCUAAAAAUUCAUCCAUCCAGAGUAACCAAAGCCACAGCUCAAUCUCCCAGUCCCAAGAUCUCAGCUCUCUAUCAAAGCGACUUUACUGCCCCGAUCCAUACGAAAGAGUCACCCAAUUCUAACCACCCAUCCACUUCUUCAUCCAAAUACAGAGGAGGUC
Moneuplotes crassus is the source of this 609-nucleotide messenger RNA. NCBI's taxonomy places the organism in Eukaryota, Ciliophora, Spirotrichea, Euplotida, Euplotidae. The record is from the annotation of a GenBank genome assembly.